GCGUCGCGUUGACUUUAUACUCAGUGUGUCGCAUGGCAAAUUGAAUACGCGUAUCAUUUUCGUUGGAAAAUCAAAUGUGUCUUUGGCAAAAUGAAAUAGCGCAUUGAUCAUCGAGGAAAAAUGUCUGCAGCGGAGGCUGAAACGGAGCGCGACGACGACACUGUGGCGGCUGAAAAAAAUUGGCCGCGAUCGCGGCAAAGGAUGAAAACCGCGCUCCACACCUCGUUGAUGUACCUCAGCACGUUCUCGGCGUUCGCCUUCUUCGCUUGUCCCCUUUUUUGGACGCUUCUCGUUUAUCCGCCUCUGUAUCAUCGAAUCAUCGAGUGGAUCGUCUCUUACUGGGAAUUGUAUCCCGUUGCGCUAAUGGGCAUCUUCGGGCCGAAAGUCUUGGUUUCGGGCGAUCGCAUAGUAGCGACGGAGCCGGCGAUUCUGAUCAUGAACCAUCGCACCGAGGUCGACUGGAUGUUUUGGUGGUGCGGCAUGUAUCAGGCCUGCUUGCCAAGAGUCGCCGUUCACAGGCUAAAAUUCAUCCUCAAAGACCCAUUGAAACACAUACCAGGACCAGGCUGGUUGAUGCAAAUGGGCAAUUUCGUGUUCGUCAAGCGUAACUGGCAGGAGGACAGGAGGAGCUUGGCGCGCUCGCUCGGCCACUUGUCCGUGCGCAGUCCCGCCUGUCAGCUGUUGCUCUUCCCGGAGGGCACCUCGUACCACUCGAGCACCAAGCGAUCGUCGGACGCCUACGCGGCCAAGAUGGGCCUGCCGAUCUAUCGUCGCGUUCUGCAUCCUCGCACGACGGGAUUCGGCUUCGUGGCUCGGCAUCGCUCGGAGCGCGCGAAUCUCGACGCGGUCUACGACAUCACCGUCGCGUAUCCCGAUCUCGUGCCGGAGCUCGGCGUGGAGUUUCUCAACGGAAAGGUGCCAAAAGUCAUUCAUUUCAACGUCGUGAGAAUAGGCAAGGAUCAAUUGCCGACCAACGAAGAGGAUUUGAAGACUUGGCUCGAGGAGAGAUGGCGACUCAAGGAGCGGCAAUUGGACAAGUUCGACAAGUAUAAAAAGUUCGAUUCGGAGAUUUGGCCGGAAGCGAAGGAGCGGGCUCCCCUCGUGGCGGCCUUGAUCUUUUGGACCUUCUGCUCGACUUUACUCUUGACACUGCUCGCGACAUCUUUUUACUUUCGCCUGUGGCUGCUCGGCUGGUCGAUCAUGUGCUUUUCCGCCUCUUACUGGACGAGCGGCUUGGAUCGUUUGCAAAUACAGUGGGACUCUGCGUGGACGUCUUUCGUAACGAGAAACAAAAGACGCCACCGCUGUGAAUGAUCAAUUUUUUGCCUUUGUUAAAUUUCAAAAUUGAAAUAAAAAUUCGAGUGCGACUCGCUUAUCAGCUCUUCGGCAACGAAAGACCUUAAAUUAUCC
This is a messenger RNA of Trichogramma pretiosum, 1410 nucleotides long. RefSeq names its product lysocardiolipin acyltransferase 1-like. The record is from RefSeq and is a predicted model, not a curated record. The transcript has 6 exons. Gene Ontology annotation, cellular component: endomembrane system. NCBI's taxonomy places the organism in Eukaryota, Metazoa, Arthropoda, Insecta, Hymenoptera, Trichogrammatidae. Gene Ontology annotation, molecular function: acyltransferase activity. The coding region runs from base 121 to 1314 and encodes 397 amino acids.